GGUUGCUUAGAUUGAUUCGGUGAUCGAACAGAAAGAGAGAGACAGAGAGAGGGUGGUGAUUUGGUUGGUGCAAUUUUCACACGUCGUUUCGGGAAAGAGAAAGUGAUUCGGCAAAGAAGGAUAAAACAACAGAGGAAUUGAUUUUGUCUGUGGUGUUGUGAGUCAGUGAAAGUGUUGUUUAAAAUACUUGAAAAAAAGGAAUUGAACACAGCAUCAUCAAUGGAAAUUAUCUACAAGAUAAGCGCCAAGCGCGGGAGCAAAAAACCAUCACAACAAAGCGGAGAUGACCUACCCGCAGUACCCGGUGCUGUUUCCGUACGACCGAUGUCACUGUCACUGCUGGUGGUGACGAUGACGAUGCUGAUCUGCAUACUAGCCUCCGUGACGCAGGUUUCGGCCAGACCAUCAGACGCCGUGAGCGCAGCAGCGGCAGUGCCCAGCUUGCCAGCCGCCGAUCAUAGUAGUCCAGCCAAGCUUCAGCGCCGCGAUCGACGCUCGGCCGAAGAUGAACACUAUAACGGCGACGAUUACUACGAUGAAGACUAUCUACGCGUCAAGCGUUGCUAUGAAGAUGAGGAUGUCAACGAACUAUGCCAACGCUGCUCCAAGGUGACAAAGUCGGCACUCGUAUUUCCGAUGUGCUGCAGUAACGAGGACGAAACGAUGGACUGGUGCAAGGCGUACGUUUAUUACGGUAUACAGAAUUAAGCCCCGCGUUAUCAACUCCGGGCGGCUACAUCGCGACGCACGUUACUCGGAAGUGCAAGCUCCACUUAAUCCGCAUUAGUGUGGAACCAUAUAGGCGUUAGGAAGCGCGUGACCGCGACCCUUAUUUAUUAUGUGCAAGUGUCCUUUUUCAUUGUCAUCCUGUUUUCGUGUCUCAUCGUCGUAAUUUAUUGAGCCAUAAUUACUUAAUCGUUGUGUUGUACAGAGCGUCACCGCAGGUAUAGAUUUUUGCAGAGCAAACUAGUUGGGAUCUCCCUUAUAAUCAAUCUACUAUGAUAGCAUUUAUAUAUUCACACUUAUAGACCCUAAAAGUUAUCAGAUCCCACCUUUUCCGAGCACAGAAAUCUACGCUUGUGGUGGCGCUGAUCAUACAGUUUGAGAUAAAAAGACUGCUUGUAAUUCCAUUCAAAUUAUAUAGAUAAUACAAGUUAUAAUGUA
Sabethes cyaneus is the source of this 1164-nucleotide messenger RNA. RefSeq lists its product as uncharacterized. NCBI's taxonomy places the organism in Eukaryota, Metazoa, Arthropoda, Insecta, Diptera, Culicidae. The transcript is spliced from 3 exons. The record is from RefSeq and is a predicted model, not a curated record. Bases 220 to 708 code for a protein of 162 amino acids.